This is a messenger RNA of Theobroma cacao (cacao), 2277 nucleotides long. RefSeq names its product beta-xylosidase/alpha-L-arabinofuranosidase 1-like. Lineage: Eukaryota; Viridiplantae; Streptophyta; Magnoliopsida; Malvales; Malvaceae. Gene Ontology annotation, biological process: arabinan catabolic process; xylan catabolic process. Gene Ontology annotation, molecular function: xylan 1,4-beta-xylosidase activity; alpha-L-arabinofuranosidase activity. The record is from RefSeq and is a predicted model, not a curated record.
GUUUGUGAUCCUCAUAAGUGGGAAUUGAGGGGUAUGAACAUGUCUGCCAUUGGAUAUUGCGACAAAAGCCUUCCAUAUGAAGUUAGAGCGAAAGACUUGGUGGAUAGAUUGACAUUAGCAGAGAAGGUGCAACAGAUGGGAAAUAACGCUUCUAGUAUACCAAGAUUGGGGUUGCCUGCCUAUAAUUGGUGGUCUGAAGCUUUGCAUGGUGUCUCAAAUGUUGGCCCUGGCACAUUCUUCACUGAGAUCGUUCCUGGUGCAACAAGCUUUCCCACCGUUAUCCACACAACAGCAGCCUUUAACCAGUCGCUUUGGAAUGCCAUUGGAAAGGUUGUUUCAACAGAAGCAAGGGCAAUGUACAAUCUGGGGCAAGGUGGAUUAACCUAUUGGAGUCCAAACAUAAAUCCCGUAAGGGACCCUAGAUGGGGAAGAAUCACCGAGACGUCAGGAGAAGAUCCUUUCGUGGUCGGUGUGUAUGGCGCUAAUUAUGUAAGAGGUUUGCAAGAUGUUGAAGGACAAGAACAUACAGCAGAUCCUGGCUCUAGACCUCUUAAGGUUUCAGCAUGUUGCAAACAUUACGCUGCUUAUGAUGUUGAUAACUGGUAUGAGUUUGAUCGAUUGAAAUUUGACGCACAGGUGACUGAGCAAGAUAUGGUUGAAACUUUUCUUCGUCCAUUUGAAAUGUGUGUUAAAGAUGGUGAUGUGAGUAGUGUAAUGUGCUCUUACAAUCAAGUCAACAAAGUUCCAACUUGCGCUGAUCCCAUUCUUUUAAAACAAACACUCAGAGAAGAGUGGAAACUUAACGGAUAUAUAGUUUCAGAUUGUGAUUCCGUUGAAGUGAUACAUAAAGAACAGCGUUGGCUUGAUGAUACACCAGAAGAAGCCGUGGCACAGACCCUAAAAGCAGGUUUAGAUCUGGACUGUGGAGUCACUUACCCUAAUGCUCUUGAAAAUUCAGUCAAGCAAGGAAAAGCUAAUGAGGCAGAAAUUGAUACAUCUCUAAAGUACCUCUAUGUGGUACUGAUGAGGCUUGGAUUCUUUGAUGGAAGUCCAUCUUUUACGUCACUUGGAAAGGAUGAUGUAUGUACUCAAGACCACAUUGAAUUGGCAGCAGAAGCAGCCAGGGAAGGAAUUGUACUUCUCAACAAUGUUGAUGCAACUUUGCCAUUGAACCCUGAUGCGUUUAAGACCCUGGCAAUAAUCGGGCCACUUGCCAAUGCUACGAAACAAAUGCUCGGAAAUUAUGAAGGUUUGCCUUGCCAAUAUGUUUCUCCACUUUCGGGCUUUUCUGCCUUUGGACAAGUGAUAUACGAACAAGGAUGCCCUAACGUAAAAUGCCCGAAUGAUACCUUGAUCUUGCAAGCCACCGAAGCUGCUAAGCAAGCAGAUGCUACCAUACUUGUAGUGGGUACCGAUAGAACAAUUGAGGAAGAGUCAAGGGAUAGAUAUGAUCUCCUCCUUCCUGGUUUGCAGAAGGAUUUGAUCAACCAAGUUGCUAAUGCCUCCAAAGGUCCAGUAAUUCUUGUAGUGAUGAGUGCAGGUGGGGUUGAUAUCUCAUUUGCUAAGGAUAAUAAUAGAAUCAAAGGAAUCUUGUGGGUUGGACAUCCUGGACAGGAAGGUGGUCGUGCCAUUGCAGAUGUUGUCUUCGGAAAAUACAAUCCUGGAGGAAGACUACCCCUUACAUGGUAUACAGCUGAUUAUGUGAGUAAGCUACCCAUGACAUCCAUGCCAUUACGUCCAGUUGAGGAAAAAGGCUACCCUGGAAGAACAUACAAAUUCUUCAAUGGUUCAGUGGUAUAUCCUUUUGCAUAUGGACUAAGCUACACAACCUUUAACUACAAGGUGACGACACCCACAAAUGUAUCCAUCCCUAUUAAACUGAAUAAGAACCAACAAUGUCGCGAGUUGGAAUUGACGGACACAUCCGUCGAGCAACCAUGCCCUUCUGUUGUAGUUAAUGAUUUAACUUGUGAAGAUAAAAUAGCCUUUGAGGUUGAAGUCCAGAACACAGGCGACAAAGAUGGUAAUGAAGUGGUGAUUGUGUACUCAAAGCCUGCGGAGGGAAUUGUGGGAACUCCUUUCAAACAAGUUGUUGGAUUUGAAAGAGUUUUUGUUGCUGCAAAGCAGAGUCAAAAGGUUAAGUUUGAGCUGAAUGCGUGCAAGAGCCUGAACAUUGUCGACAGCAGUGGUUACAGAAUUUUGCCCUCUGGGUUGCACAAAAUUGCUUUGGGAACAUCAUCCGAACAAAUAGAAGUAGAUGUCAGCUUUGCUAGGUAG